UCAGCAGAGCCCUGCACGUGUUCAGUUUCAUAAUGCGCUCUAUGCAGUAAGCUCUCACUCCCUGCAGGGAAUGGCUGCGGUUUCAUAUUUCAUUUCCCUUGUACACUACACCCAGAUUCCAGUCGCUUUCUGGCUUCACUGCAGUGCAUUACGCAGAGCACAGGUCCUGCAUCGUAUCCAGCAGAAACAGACAGGGCUUCUCUCGGUUCCAGGCAGUGGACCAUGAAGAUGUCAAUUUUAUUUUCACUUUGCAUCUUUGCUUUCCCUGGCUUUUCCCAGGGCAGGGUUGUUGGAGUGGAUGAAGCUGGCUUUGCCGAAUGCAAUGAGUUCUUUUAUGGAGAAACCCCACCAGAAGGAUUUACGGAGUCUUUCCAUGUGAAAAUCUGUCAGCAGUACAACAAAGAGCCACGCUUCGCAACGCUCUACAGCACGGAGGACAAGACCCCUCUUUAUUCCGCUUUUAAAUACACAAAAGCAGCUCAGAUGGGGGAGGAGAGCUGGCUGGUUGAACCGCAGAUAGAUGAUCCUGGAAAUGACUUGGAGGAAAUGGUGCAUGAAGCUGUUGCUGUUGGCUCAGUGAACAACCUUGGAGCAAACCAAGCCCUGACCACAGACUAUGUGGACUCUGGUUAUGAGAGAGGGCAGCUAAACCCCAGCUCCCUCAAUGAAGAUGAUUUCCAGCUAGCCACAUACACCCUUACUAAUGCUGUCCCUAUGACUCCCUCUCUCAGUAAAAGCUGGCACAAGGAUGUCGAGGAUAUAGUAGAACAAGCUUUGGCCCCACAUUGCAAAAAUGAGGCCCGCCUGUAUCUUGUUGCAGGUGCUGUUCCAUCCAGCCUCAGAGUUAAAGACAAGGUGUCCAUACCAGAGUUUCUCUGGCUGGCAGCUUGCUGUGAUGCUCCGGAGGUAUGGUCUGUGGGCUUUCUGAAACGUCCGAGUGGUGAAAACAGUAUAGAAGACCUGUCUGUGGAAGAGCUGGAGAAGCAGCUUCCUUCAGGAGCUCACUUGUUUAAGAGCAAUUGUGGGGGAGGCAGCCAAAGCCAGGAGAAAAUGGAAGCCAUAUUGCAAACCAUAAACCAGAUCCAGUCUGAAGAGCCCAUAGUACAAACCCCGGCCGGGAGAGUCGGCUGGCACAGGGAUGAACAGAGAGCCCAGGAGAAGCCCGGAGAGGGCAGCCUGCUGAAAAGAGUAGCUGGCAUCGUUGCGGCCCCUUUCACCAAGCUGCUGAGACUCGUUGGCUAUGUGUUGGUGGAGGUGGUGAGAUACACGUGUUAUUUCCUGUGGUAUAUCGUCAAGCAGCUCAGCAACACUGCAAUGGGCGGACUCUACAGCUUAUGGAAUGGAGUGAUGUCCUAUGGCAAAGAAAUCAGCAUAGUGCUGGUGAACAUCCCCAGGGAUGUGGCCAAGGUUGCAGCAAACAUCGUCAUGGGCUUUGUCCGGAUCUUCCAGAACACCCUGAGCCUCAUCUAUAGGAUUAUCAGCGUCCCCAUUGGACUCUUCCUUCAUAUCAUGGUUUUCCCCUUGGACACUCUCUGUGCCAUUCCCAUCGUCCUCAAAGACAUAGCCGCUGGAGUUGGUGGCACUUGCUCACUCAUUGUCGAUGCCACAGCUGCCAUGAUGUCUGGCUUUUAUUACAUAGCUACUCACCUAGGCAAAAAGUUUGUCCCUAAGCUCUCUUCUGAUGACUGAUAGGGACAGCAAACAGAACUGCACAGACACGUGGUGAAAGAAAAGUGGGGCAAUAUGUUCCGAUAUGUGACCAAUGCUGACAGUUUUUGCUGGUAUUUAUUGCAGUGACAUUAAUAACACCAAACCAAUCUGGUGGUCGCAUGGAGGGCCUAUGGCACUUCAAAAGGGAAUUCCAUUACAAAUCGACUUCCACUUAUUGUAAAGUGUUCAGGGUUUCAACUGGUGUGACAAGCUGUCUGUGGAUUUCAAGGCCAAUGUCAAGCUGCUUCCGCUUUGAGACACGCUGAGUGUAGCACAAAGUUAUUCCUUUACUACUAAAUAGGAAAAUGCUGAUGCCUAUUCAUGGGCUGUGCUACAAAGGCAUAACAGAAGCAUGUGUCCAUUGGUGUGGGUAGAUAAGGGGCUUAUGCUGACCCUCCCCUCUGCUAGGAUUAUUGCAUGGAAAGAAACCACAUAGAGCUUAAUUCUGCCUUUAGUUGCACUAUUGACUUCAGUGGGGUUUUGUGGAAGGAACUGAGGGCAGAACUUGGGCUGGUGUGUUUUAGCUGAUAAUUCUCAUCCCUCGGCCUUUCAAGGCAGCUGAAAUGGAUGGAACGGCCCUUGGUGAGAGUAAAUCAGUUACCAGUUGCUUGGUGGGGUGUGGGGGAUAUUUACCGUUUUCCUUAACUCCCCAUAACUUUUUAAACUGACUAUUGGUACCAAACAAUUAUCCAAAACCUGAGGUCUUUAUUCAAUGUGGGCCCGAUCCAGAGCUCAGUGAAGUCCAAAAUAGUCUUUCUACUGGCUUUGGAUCACACCCUAAUACACCAAACAAACCGCCACCCAUUGCCUCCAAUUAGAGACGACAGUCUCCCAAAUACAUGCUUCCAUGCCAACUCAUCUGGAGAUCUCGGCAAGAUUUGGGACUCAGUUGCAUUCGCCCUUUUUUUUUCUUUUAUGUGCACUGGGAGCCUGACUCAGCUGGAAGGAACCCUCCACCCGUGUUUCAGGCUGAGGCGACAAAUACGUUACUCUAUCAUCCUGGUUGGUCUGAACAAACACAGUCAGUGCAAGGCCUUGCAUGCAAUGACAAAGGGCAGAGGAGGAACACUAAUGAUGAGGGGCCAGGUUCUGCCACUCCAACGCUGAGUAAUCUCUCACUCCACACGAAUACCCAUUGACUUUCAGGGAGGCUAUCUGCAGUGUGAGGGAUGAAUCGGCAUGAGCAAGGGUGGCAGAAUUUGGCCCUAGGAAGGCAAGCUGAUACCUGUCAGUUUUCUGUCUCCCGCCUACCUACAUCCAAUGAGAGGGGAAGCAGACCUAAGGAACCAGCCUGUGGUCCUCAUGCACCCCAAACUCCCAGUGAAGUCAGAUUGGAAGAUUAUGAAAGUCCGUGGGGGUGAGCUAGGAAAGCAGGAUGAGGCAGAAGCCCAUCGGGCUGGGGAAAUGGUGAUCUGCAGCAUCCUGCAGUAGGUUUGGGGCAGGGGGGUCAGCCACUUGCACUAAGUUAGCUCAUCAGGGCUGGUACAGGCAAAACUGGUAGGAGCAGGAGGCCCCAGGGUGGAGGAGGCCCCGGCCCAUCAGUGACGGGUUGAAGGGCUGGCAUGACGGUAAUUGCCCCAGUGACAUAGUGUGAAGCACAAGCUGCUUGAUGCUAAUAGAGCUUGAGGGGAACCCAGGCUUCUGUCACUUUAUCACAACAGCACUUGUGCCCCCUCCUCCUGCUGACAGGACAUACCCAUCCACUUUCGCCCCUAGCUCCCAGACCCUCUACAAGUGCACAUCCCCGUGCUGGACACCUCCCCUAUUGUCCUCUGUCCCCCUGGAGAUCCCCAAGCAGGCAUGCCAUUGGAGUCUGGGGGAGUGGUGACUCACUGAAUCUGGAAUACAGCAGCGGGCAGAUGAGAUCCUAAGGAAAGGGCUUUACAGGGGAGGUCACAGUUUAGCUCAACAGAGCCCCCCCUCCAAACUCAGUGGUCCUGCAUACUAAGGGGACAUGGUGCAGGGGCAUGUUCUGUCUGCUCCCCAGUAAACAAGGGCCUAACUUCAACUCCGCUUACACCUCCCCUUGGAAAGGGAAUCAGGGGAAGGAGUUUUGGUUUCUUGUUACUCUAUACGCUUUGUCCCUUGAGAGUGAUCUUUGCUGACUGCAUCAGCUGUUGAUUCAGUCUGCAAGCACACAAAUGCAGUAAGAAGUUGUAGCAGAGACACGCACUGACCCUCCUCAUAGUUCCGUCACACCCUGCACUGUCCAUUUUUUAUGCAUGACUAUUCUGCUGUAUUUUCAUGUAGCUCAUCUAUGCUUUUACAUUUGUGUGCAUAACUGUAUGCAAAGUCUCUGCUGGGGGAAUCUGGCUGCUCUGUUACAUGCUACUUGGGAGCAGUUCUGGGUCUGAGAAAACUUUAUUACAAUAUGUGCCAGCAUUCCCACCACUUCUAUUUAAUGACAGGCUGAAUUUGGGGGGAGUGGAUGGCUCAGAUUCUAGCAGUGGAAUAAAGAAACUCCAGCUGGUUCAAAUCCAGGCCAGCUUAAUCGUGACUAAAAGUUAUUACCCUGGCUUUGGGAUCUGUGUGGAACAAAUGUAUGUGUCCCAGACCAGUUCCAAACAGCCCAACAUAUCUUAGCGGCAAAGAGGCCAUGGAGUGAACGGACUUGGAGAUCAAUGCCACCUGUCACUCCUAGAGGUGAUCACUCCAGGUCAGGGUAGAGGCAUAUGGGUGGAGUCAUAUGGGGAAGUUUACACUUUACUCCCCAUGCUGCACCUGAUCCCUGGAGAAAAGAGGACUCUAGGGUUGUCAAUCCAACAUGCACAAUAUUGGUCCCAAAUCCUGCUGGUCAUUUUUUACUAUGCUACACGUCCAAGCAGUCUAUAGAGAAACUGCCUAAAACACAGAACACAUGUUGCAGAACAGCUAUGCACAGCUGUAAACUAGCUGUCGUUUGAGAUUAGCCUUAUCUGGGCAUGACUUAUGGUGUGGGAGCUUGACCUUACCCUCAGAGCUAUGUGGUUUUAACAAAAUUAAAGUGACUUUG
Messenger RNA from Mauremys reevesii (Reeves's turtle), 4702 nucleotides. It is a transcript of the gene ENDOD1, whose product is annotated as endonuclease domain containing 1. Gene Ontology annotation, molecular function: metal ion binding; nucleic acid binding; hydrolase activity. The transcript has 2 exons. Lineage: Eukaryota; Metazoa; Chordata; Testudines; Geoemydidae. The record is from RefSeq and is a predicted model, not a curated record. Bases 223 to 1689 code for a protein of 488 amino acids.